Messenger RNA from Racocetra fulgida, 4195 nucleotides. NCBI's taxonomy places the organism in Eukaryota, Fungi, Glomeromycota, Glomeromycetes, Diversisporales, Gigasporaceae. The record is from the annotation of a GenBank genome assembly.
ACCGUUUUCGCGUUCUCUGCCUGGCGAACAUACUGCUCCAAAAAGUCUACCAGCUUCUCUUCCUACAACCCCUGUAACCUUUCAAAUUCCAACUCCCUCUUUAACGGUUCCUACCACACAGCAAGCAACUGGUGUAGAAGGUAAACUUGUAAAAGCGAGAAAUCGUCGAAGUCUUUCUACUUCUUCGAGCCAAAGUUUACUUAAGAAAAGCUUAUCAAUCAAACCACGGGCUUUAUCGAAUCUUUAUCCUCCAAAUUUACUCUCGACUAUCGAGGGCGAUGCAAAUAACAGAUCGUCUUUUGAAGACUUCGACUUUUCGACUUCUGGCCUUCCCUUUACCGGAACUACCUCUGGUUCAAAUUCCAGUAGUAGUUCCUCUAACUCUCCAUAUUUGACUUCUUUUCCUUUUUAUCAAAGAGAAAGACACCACUCUUUAUUUUACUGCUACGUCGUCUCAACAAAAAUUGACUCAUCAACCGAUCCAACAUUUUUUCCUGAUUUAUCGAUUGAUGCUGAACAAAAUCGUCUUAGUAAUUUGCAUAUUAUUGAUGAUGGUUCUCCAGAAUUUACCUUUCCAAAAGUUAAACGAAAACUUCUAAAAGAUUUGGAAGAGGCAAAAAGUCGUGCUGAUAAAAGAAUUAUGGUGAUUUUGGAUAAUUGGUAUAAGUCUCACCAAUAUCAAGAACUUUUAAGCGAGUUUUUAUAUGAUGGCUGGAGUGAUGAUGAUGAUGUACAAAAUAUUCCAAUCAAUAUUCAAAAAAGUAGUAGUCAGAGAACAUUAAGUAAAACGACGUCCAGUCCGGUCAUUAGUGAUACAGAUGAUGAGGCUUCUCCUUUAAAUAGGCUAUUACCUGAAAUUAAAUCAAUAAAGAAUGAUGCGCUUUCAAAAGAUAAAAUCACAAAUAAAGUGGAGUCUGUGUCAUUAUAUGGUAAUACGAAACCAAAAAACAUUACUGCUGUUCAUGAUUUAUUACAUCUCAACGUUGCUGUUGAGAUAAUGAAAGAACUUCAGGAAUUAAUGGAAUCACAACGAAAGAUGGCUGUUGGUAAUGCUGAUGCCGAAGACUUGUUAACGAAAUUAAUUUACGUUUUCGCUGAUGUUACAAGAGCUGUUGAAGCUGUGAAUUGUCCUUGGGCUGAAACGCAUCAAGAAUUUUCGGGUGAUGGCGGAAUAAAUGAUACGUUGACAACUGGUUCAGAGUGGUCUUCACCAUUGCCGUCGCCAUUGCUUCCCACGACUCCAUCUUCAUAUUCUCCGCCUCUAAUAUUACAUGAAAGGCGCAAGUCUUCCUUAGAAAUCGAUGGAAAUAAUAAAUCAAACGCACUUUUAUCACCACAACAUGCGUAUUCGUCUCCAUUAGCUCGUCAUGUUACUAUGCCCCCAAUAACGCCAGCUUCAAAAAUUACUCUUGAACAGCGUCGUGCUUCUGCGAAUGAAGCAAUAUUCGAAAGCCCGAUAAUGUACGUUCCUCCUCCUCGUUCAAGUAUGGAUGACAAUAUUAUUACUUGGAACAAUUUAACAAAGAAGCAGGUAGACCAGAUGCUUCAUGAGGAAAUGAAUAGGGAAAUUGAUUUUAGCAUAAGGUUGAAGAAACAGCAAGAAGAUGUGGAUCCAGACUCUAGGAAAAAAUCGAAAAAACCAAUGAUGAACUUUUUCAAAUCACUAAAAAAUGCGUUUAAUAGUCCCACAUCAUCGACUAGUGUAUCUCCAAUUGGGUCCCCAACUCGAUCAAUUAUUCAACCGAGUCCCAUUCGUAAUACACAUCUACCACGUCCUCAACCAUCGGAAAGCCAACGAUCUUACUCUUUUGAUUCACAGUCGCGUCCAUUGUCUGGUCGUAGUAAUUCAUUAAUGUCAACAAAAAGUGAUAAUAAUUUUGUUAGCGGUCAUAGUGUAACCGUAACUCCAAAUUUUCCAAUUCCGCAUGAUUAUAUACUAUGUCGUAUUUGUGAGGAAAUGAUUCCUAGUUAUGAGAUAGUAGCGCAUUCAGAAACAUGUACUAUCACUACAGAAUAUGCGAUUAAAUUACAGGAAUGUGAUGGUAGGCUUCGCAGGUUAAUUGGGGAUGUCACAAAGAGAAAGGCAGAAAUUAUGGAAAGAAAUACCCCUUACCAAGACUAUUAUAUUAUAAAAGACUCAGAAAUGAUGGAAGAAACUGGAUUAAAGGCAACUGAAAUCAAAGAAUCAUUAAAUCAUCGAGAAGCUCUUAGAAAAAUAGAAAAAUAUGCAACUAAAUUGGGCCGUUUGGUUGAUGAAAUGGAAAAAAAUACGAUUAGAGAUGAAGAUAUAUUGACUUAUGGAAAGAGAUUGCUUCAUGUGGAUACUGUACCUUCGCAUAAACGACAAGAUAGUACUGGUUCUGUAUCACAUAAUAAACCUCUUUCGGAAAUUGAUUCCGAUAACGCUCCGCCACCUCCACGUGGCGGAAAGAAAUUGAUUUCGUUAUUCACUGCUGUCUUACGUGGGGGUAGUGGCCGUUCAAGCAGCAUAUCGAGUAAGGAAACCGUCAGCUCUUCAAAUGCUGCAGUUGCUAAUGGAGAUAAAGUAACCAAAGUUCCAAGUAUACAAGAUUUUGAAAUUAUUAAACCUAUUAGUCGAGGCGCCUUUGGUAAAGUAUAUCUUGCAAGAAAAAAGACAACAGGCGAUCUUUAUGCCAUAAAAAUCUUAAAGAAGGUAGAUAUGGUGCGCAAGAAUAUGGUAAAUCAUGUACUAGCGGAAAGAAGAGUUCUUAGCCUAUCAAGAACUCCAUUCGUAGUUAAACUAUUUUAUGCGUUUCAAACGCUCGAAUAUCUUCACAGCAAUGGCAUAACUCAUAGGGACCUGAAACCUGAUAACAUGCUUAUUACAUCCGAAGGGCAUAUAAAACUUACUGAUUUUGGUUUGUCCAGGAUUUCAAUUCCUGAGAAAAGUAGCCUGGCGUUCAUAAAAGAAGAGCGAGAAACGAAUAAUGAUGAUAAGAAAUCUUACCAAAGGACCUUAAGAACUGGUAGCGUUGAUUCACGUGCCAACGUUGGAAAUCCUCGUCCAGUCUCUGCUGUUUUCUCUAAUGAAAAUCCAAAACUUUCUGGUUAUAUCAAUCUUGGUUUUGAACCACAGUCAUCAGUAAAACAAUCAAAGAAAUCGAAUCGUCAAAGUUCUAAAGCUCUAUUAGGUACACCAGAUUAUCUUGCACCAGAGUUACUUCUUGGUAUUGGACAUGGAACUGCAGUAGACUGGUGGUCUCUUGGCGUAUGUCUUUUUGAGUUUUUAGUUGGAUAUCCACCUUUCAAUGAUGAUACGCCACAAGAAAUCUUUAGAAACAUUUUAAAUCAUGUUAUUCAAUGGCCACCGGAAGGAUUUCUAUCAUCAGAAGCCAAAGAUUUAAUUUCAAGAUUAUUAAAUCAAGAUCCUGAAAAACGACCAACUGUUGAAGAGAUCAAAACUCAUACUUUUUUUAAUGGAAUUGAUUGGGAACAUAUUCGCCAACAACCUGCUCCUUUUGUACCUAACCCUGAAGACGAACAGGACACUAGUUAUUUUGAAGCGCGUAACAAUCGCGCAGAUAUCCGUCGCCUUUCUUCUGGUAACAUUGAUGAUAUCGCUUCAGGAAAAGUGGCUACUUUUGUGGAUCGUAGAUCAGCCAUUUUUGACGAUGAUAUUGACUUGGCUUCACAAAUUUCUGGCGGCAAUGUUUCGUCUCCUAUAUUACAGACAGUUACAGAUGAAUCUGCUGAAAAUUCUUCGAAUUAUUCACCAUCAUCACCACGCUACAAGUCUGAUUCAACAAACAAUUCACGACAGUCCUCGUUAAAUUCAGCAUCUCUUAAACCACCAGUUGAAGAAAUACAAAUUCCUAUAAAGUCUGCUCAGAAGCGUAGGCCAUCACUCUUAAAGAUUACAGCUGGAAAGUCAAGAAAGCAGUCCAUAAGCGGCGUUUAUGAUAAUGGUUCUCAAUCAUCUUCAGCAUCUGGUACACCUACUACUUUGACAAUGACUCCAUUGUCAACGUCGGCUUUGACUUCCCCUGCCUUUAAUCCAUCAAGGCGCUCAACACUCGUAGGAUCACCAACAGCAUUAGGUGAUUUUGAACAAACAAAUGCCUAUGAUCUUGAAAAAUUACACAUUGGAAAUCAGCCAACAACUCAGGUUGAGGAUGAUGAAUUUGAUGAAUUUCUUUAUAAGGGUGUUUCAGUUUUAGGUGAUGUUACUAGGGAU